AUGACGACGACCUCGUCCAUGGUGCGCCCGGGUCGCGUCCGCAUCGCGCCGCUGGAUGGGCCUGACGAGAGGGCCUUCGUGGCUGUGAUCGCGCCAGACGUGGCUUCCGCCCGUCGGUACCUUGAGGGCCAGCCCAUGGGCAGCUACCUCCUCAUCUUCGAGUCGCCGAUCCGGUUCUGGAAGCCCGCACGGGCCGCCAUCACGUCUCUUUCCGUAAUGGUGCGCUAUCGCGCGCACCAGCAGAUUGCACGGCUUCCGCUCGGGCCGUCGAAUUGGUUUCAGCGGACGACGUCCUUUAUCGAGUGGCGCGUCGGGUCGGCCGAGGAGCACGAAGUGCGCUUGUCAGCUGACGCCUUUGCCAACGUCGCCUUCUACUGGCGCCAAUUCAUGCCGCAGGUCAGCAUCAAGGUGAGCGAGAUCUGCCAGGACGCAUCGCUCGUCGCGCCCGACGCCGCCAAGCCCACGAUCAUCGUGCCCACCAAGGCGCGGGGACUGGGCAUUGUGCUGCUCGUUGGCGGCGCGUCGUACCCGCUGCGCUUCAAUUUUGAGGGCCGCCGCAUCGACGUGCGCCUUCCGUCUACGAACGGCGCGCUGUGGUUCACCUCCAAGAGCUGGUCGAUUCCAUUCCCGUGGAACAUCACGUUCAGCGAUAUCAAAGACGUUGUGUGCAUGCCGGCCAACUUUGUGCCCAAAAUGCGCCGCGCGUCGAUCGAGACCCUCAUGUACACGAGCGCCCACGCCCCCGAGCCGCCACCCGCCGACGCGGCCGAGCUCGACCUCCUCGUCUCAAUCCAAGUGCAUACCGAGCGCAUUCGCGACGGCGACGGUCCGUUGCAGGCCGACCUGAGUGCAUGGCUCGACUUACUGGGCCUUGAGGCCCAAGAAAACCUCUUAAAAAACCGGGCAUGUGCGUCAGUGACGGGUGCCGGCGCCAAAGCCUUUAUCGUGCGCCUUGCUGAGCUCUACGAGGCGCAUUCGAUCGGCCUCGAGCAGCUGCUGCAGCUCGUGCUGCUCCGACUCGACGAGGCGAGGAGUGACGUGGCGUUUCUGUUUUCGAUUUUGAACGCACUUUUUGAGCUCCAGGACGUGCCCCGCAUCUUCUUCCACAACCACGGCGUCGCACUCGUACUCAAGCAGUACAAAACGCUCAUUGGCGCUCGAGGUCCCAAGCGCUGCGAGAACCUCGUAGCCGCUUCGUGCGCAGCUCCUGACCAGGGGCUUGUAGCGGCCGCCGAAGCAACACCGAGCUGGGUCGCCCUCGCCGAGCAGGCGGCCCAGCGCUUUAGCCACAAGAACAUUGCUUUCGUCCAUGACGAGUACUCCAAGCUGCCACGCACCCCACCACGCCCGACGGCGCCUCGGGCAUCGAUCGCCCCGACCGUCACCCCACCCAAGCCUGUCUGUGAUGCCUGCGCCGCCGACACGACGACUCCGAUGCUCGUGACGAUCCUUAGCUUUGUGCGUCGCGCGCUAGAGCCGCUCAUGCUUCUCGGCACCGUGCUCUGCGAGCCCAAUUGGCCGCGCACGCUAGAGCUUGAGGUCCACGAGAUGCUCUAUUGGACGUCCCACGCCCACGCGUGCUCGUCCCUCCUCUCCACGUGGCUUGAGCUCUUUACGUUGACGCAAAACAUGACCGAGCCGUGCGUUGGCGACUACGUCGUAGCGGUCCUCGCGACGCAGUCGACGUCACACGAGCAUCUCCUCCGCCUUCUCCCGCAGCUCCUCGCGUCGUUUAAGACAGUUCGCUGGCCCCAAGACAGAGGCCUCGAGUACGUCUUGUCCCGCUUCACGUCCAUGAGCGCAGAGCUCGCGCCAGCGAACGCGACGCCGUUCUUUGAGGUCUGCGACACCCUCUUUGCACGGCUCGACGUCGAGAGCCAAAAGGCGUUUGCGUCCUGGGCGUGGUCGCACGGCCCACCAUUGGCCCUCGCCCAGCGCCACGCAGCAGCUGUCUUUGGCACCGACGUCAACCCGCGGUCGUCGGACGCUCGCCACGCCCAGCGCGCGACGCUCCUCCGCUGGGUUGCGCGCUGUAUGGAUAUGGACGACGAGGUGCCUGCUGGUCUCGACGCCAUCGUCGCGUGCGUGCUGGCGACGCCGUUCCCGUUCACGCGGUCGAUGACGGUGUCGGCCACGGACGCCUACGUGGCAAUGCUACACAUUGUAGAGGUGGCGGCGCUCCGCGAGAUGCGCAUUCUGAACCGACGCGGCAUGUUUGAUGGGCUCUGGAGUCACUUUCUCGAAGCGUUUUACCACGGCGUGUGCGACGCCCGGAGCAUUGGUCUCUGGCGCUGCGUCAGCAUCCUUGCGCCAGCGUCGUCCCCACUUCUGCCCUUCGUCGCCCACGCACUCUUUCCCUUUGCCGCACAGACUCCGGUCGCCCCCACGUCUGUUUCGCCGCUACUGGAGCACGGCGCCUCCCAACCCAGCAAUCCCGCUGUGCCCAAAUUGCUGCUGGGACCGUCGACGACAGCCGCCGUCCCACUGCUCAACCUUUCCCUUGCGCUCAAGCCCUCCAAGCCUGUCCACGACAGCAGCAAUUCCCAUGACGAGCAACACGGAGCGGCGGUCGACAACCAAGUGCGUGCGCUGGCGCUCCUUGCAGGCGACGGCCGCCUCUUUAUCGACUUUGUCGCGGCGCUGCUAUCAUACGCUGUGGACGCCAACGACGUCCACUUGCACCCGUGUGUCGGUGGGCGCUUUGCGCAGCCGCAGAAUACCGACGUGCUGGGCCUUGAUGUGUUGUUCCACCUCUCGCGACUCCUCGCGGCCGAGGCCGACAUCCUGGACGAGUGGCUCUGCACGUACCCGCCGUGGACGGUACCUCGAAGCCAUCGACUUCGCGCGCAAGAGCGUCUCCUUCGUCUCUCGUCGACCGCGUUCUCCAAGUCGUCGCUCUACUUUAAAGAGUUCGAGUCCAAAGCCCAAGGUGCCUUUGGAACCAUCUACAAGUGCACGGCCGAGAUCCCGCUGCGCGACGCCCAGAGCCUCGCGAUCAAGCUCCUCGCACCGCAGACGUACGCCCACGAGCGCUCCGUCUUGAGCGCACUCUACAACGAGGUGCUCGUGCUCCAGCAUCUCCGCGGCUGUCCCGCGGCCAUCCAGAUUUUCGACUACGGCGUCUCGGAGGACGGGUACUACAUCGCGAUGGAGUACGCGCCAAACAACCUCAAAGAGUGGUGGGCGAGCCACGUCUACGCGUUUCCGGACCCGUUCAACGUGCUCAUGACCAUCUUUGGCGAGGUCUGCAGCGCCGUCGCCGCCAUCCACGCGACCCACGUGACGCAUUUCGACAUCAAGUGUGAGAAUGUGCUGCUUCGUGAGGCGUACUGGCCCGGGAAUGCAACGUACGACCUCUGCAUGGGCGACUUUGGCGAGUCGUUCGUCAACGCGACGCCGCGCAACCCCGAGUUUGAUUGCCUCCAUGCGCGGGGCACCGAGGCCAUCAAGAGCCCCGAGAUGCUCGAGUCGACGACCAAGAUGAGCACCGCCGCCGACAUUUGGGCGCUCGGCUGUCUUCUCUACGAGCUCAUUACGGGCCAGCUUAUGUUUUGCUUUGACGACUGGUCCGAGUUUUACGCGCACCUCAAGCACGCGUCCACUUCGAUCGUGACGCCGGCGCACGAAGCGACGCUCCGAUCGAGCCUGAGCAACCUCCACGGCAACGUCGAGGCGCACACGCAGGUGGUCUGCCAGCUUCUCCGCUUCAUCCUCGUGCGCUCGGCGGCCGCGCGGCCGACACUGAGCGCGAUCCAACGCCUCGUGAGCACCCUCCAAGCUGACACGGCGUCGCUUCUGAGCAAGAAGAGUGCGCCCGCGCCGCUGCUGUUGGCGUCGACGCUCGAGGCCAUGGGCCACCGCAUUCGCAUCGACUACGGCUGCGUCGCCUCGAAAAAGCCCACGCGGUUCCAGCUCCACGAUCGCCUCUUCAUUGCGACGACCGCCGACGCGCUCCUCGCGUCUGAUGUCGUCGUACGCUUUGCGACCGACGCGAGCAGCUAUGUGCCCCUCGUGGCGCCACCAAGGCGCCCGGAUACGACCGUGAUCGACGACGACAAUGAUGCGGCGUUCGAUGAGCGCGCGAGCGAGACAGACCAGCACUACGUGGCCCAGCUGCUUGGUCUCUCGCCCAAGAUUUGCCGGCGGCUCUGGGAGCUGCACGUUGCCCGCACCAAGACAGCGGUGCUCUUGGUACCCGCCGACGUGCUGCCCGCGCUCCUGGUCAUUAUCUACAUGUUCAAGAUGACAUUUUUCGGCCUCUCGGGCUUCGAAGCUGUCAAGGAGGCGCAGCGAGCAAUCAACCCGUACGCAGGCUACAUGCCAUCGCCCAAGGCCCUCGCGCACCUCUUUCUCUGGGAGGAGAGCCGGGAGCGGACGAACCGGCACGACGCUGCCGUCGCCUUUCAGUGCUUUUGCGGACAGUGCAGUUUGGAGCUCACGACGAUCUCAACUGUCGUGUGCUGCGAUGAGCAGAAGCCCUGCGGUCUCUGUGCAUAUGUCGACCAACAGCUGAAGAACGCGCUGGCGGCGACCUACGGGGGCGCCUUCUCCGUGGCGUGGCUCCUCGCGUCGACGAUCGAGCCGCUCGACUUGGCCCACCUCCAGUCGCGUGCAGUGUCCGAGCUCCUCGGUGACUUGCCCGAGUGGAGCGUCUACGGCUGCAGCGUCUGCCGCUGUGUCACACACGCCGUCGACAAGACAACGCGGACGACCCGGCACGUGGCCGCAAUCCCGGCGGGCCCUAUGUGGCGGUCGGCACAGCGCCAAUACUACUAUCGGCGCGUCGCACCGUAGACUUGAGUGAAGUACGACGUUAAUACGACAGAGAUUAUUUAUUACGAG
Molecule: messenger RNA, 4842 nt
Organism: Saprolegnia parasitica CBS 223.65
Lineage: Eukaryota; Oomycota; Saprolegniomycetes; Saprolegniales; Saprolegniaceae
Product: serine/threonine protein kinase
Exons: 11
Coding region: 1-4794 (1597 amino acids)
Biological process (GO): protein phosphorylation
Molecular function (GO): ATP binding; protein kinase activity
Source: RefSeq, a predicted model, not a curated record